AUGAAAAAGGUGUUCCAGAUGUCACAAGAAUCGAAAAUUUCGCAGUUUUUGAACGGAAAACCGCAGAUCGCGCCAGUUGCAGAAUCUUCCCUUCUUUCCAGGUUUGCGAUGAAAUUUUUGAUGGAGAAAUUUUGGAUGUUUGCGAAUUAUUGCGGUGUUUUUCUUGCGAUAGUUGUUGUUUGCGGACCACCGUCGUCAACCGUAAUCCGAACUCAAGCUCCCCCUCCGCGAGCGUGGCGGUCCAACAUAAUAGAACUGGGCAGAAUAGCACCGCGACAUAAUAUAACUGUUUGGAGCGCCUUUUAAACCUUUCUGUUGAAUAAUUGUUUCGCAGAAAAAGAUAAUUCGUGAUCGUGAUCUCGUGAUCGAUUUAUUGAAUUCAUUCGGUGGAUUUCACAAAAAGCUUUGCAGACUUCGAACAUUCCUUCCUCAAAUGGAAGAAGCGAAUCGGAAUAUGCCAGAAGGCGGUCCUUCGGACGCAUUCCAAAUCGAAAAUGUGCGCGAAGAGUCGAGCGAUUCGGAUUCGGACAUUUCUGACGAGGAAUCCGAUGGAAACGAGGCAAAAGAAGUGAAGGUCAAGGCGAAAGUGAGCAGUUUUCAGCCGUUUCGAUCCGAAGACCAAUUGAACAUGUUCAGAAAGUGGACGGCGAUCGGAUCGAAAUCGAUUUGGACGUGUUCAGGGAAGAAAACAGCGCCGUGGACGGGCGGGACGUGAGUGUUCAGGACGUGGAAGCACUUCCAGCCGCCUUCCGAACCGACGCCGACCCGAAAAAGGAGGAAUCGCCGAGGAAACCGCUCAUCGAGGAGAUGUGA
This is a messenger RNA of Caenorhabditis sp. 36 PRJEB53466, 813 nucleotides long. NCBI's taxonomy places the organism in Eukaryota, Metazoa, Nematoda, Chromadorea, Rhabditida, Rhabditidae. The record is from the annotation of a GenBank genome assembly.